CCUGCGCGAGCCCCGGACUCGAAGCAGCCAUGAUGGAAGGCCUGGAUGACGGCCCCGACUUCCUCUCGGAGGAAGACCGCGGACUUAAAGCAAUAAAUGUCGAUCUCCAAAGUGAUGCUGCUCUGCAAGUGGACAUUUCGGAUGCUCUUAGUGAAAGGGAUAAAGUCAAGUUCACUGUUCACACGAAGAGCUCGUUGCCAAAUUUUAAACAAAAUGAAUUUUCGGUCGUUCGACAACAUGAGGAAUUUAUCUGGCUUCAUGAUUCCUUCGUUGAAAACGAAGACUAUGCAGGUUACAUUAUCCCACCAGCACCACCAAGACCUGACUUUGAUGCUUCACGGGAAAAACUGCAGAAGCUUGGAGAAGGGGAAGGGUCGAUGACAAAGGAAGAGUUCACCAAGAUGAAACAGGAGCUGGAAGCUGAAUAUCUGGCAAUUUUCAAGAAGACGGUUGCAAUGCAUGAGGUGUUCCUGUGUCGUGUGGCAGCACAUCCUAUUUUGAGAAAGGAUUUGAAUUUCCACGUCUUCUUGGAAUAUAAUCAAGAUUUAAGUGUUCGAGGAAAAAAUAAAAAAGAAAAGCUUGAGGAUUUCUUUAAAAACAUGGUUAAAUCAGCGGAUGGAGUCAUUGUUUCAGGAGUAAAGGAUGUAGACGACUUCUUUGAGCAUGAACGAACAUUCCUUUUAGAAUAUCAUAACCGAGUUAAGGAUGCAUCUGCCAAAUCUGACAGGAUGACAAGAUCUCACAAAAGUGCUGCUGAUGAUUACAAUAGAAUUGGGUCUUCAUUAUAUGCUUUAGGAACUCAGGACUCUACAGAUAUAUGCAAGUUUUUCCUCAAAGUUUCAGAACUGUUUGAUAAAACCAGAAAAAUAGAGGCCCGAGUGUCUGCUGACGAGGACCUCAAGCUGUCUGACCUGCUGAAGUACUACUUACGGGAGUCUCAAGCAGCUAAGGACCUCCUCUACAGAAGGUCGAGGUCACUGGUGGACUACGAAAAUGCCAAUAAAGCACUGGACAAGGCAAGAGCAAAAAACAAAGAUGUCCUACAGGCGGAAACGUCCCAACAGUUGUGCUGUCAGAAGUUUGAAAAAAUAUCUGAAUCUGCAAAACAAGAACUGAUAGAUUUUAAGACAAGAAGAGUUGCUGCGUUCAGAAAAAAUUUAGUGGAGCUUGCAGAACUAGAACUAAAACAUGCAAAGGGCAACCUCCAGUUGCUGCAGAACUGCCUUGCAGUUUUAAAUGGAGACACAUAGGCCACACUCCGCCUCCUGCUGAAAAGGGCUGCCUUCAAAUCUCCUUUGAUUUCUUGAUGACUCUGGCAUCUAAGCUCACUGGGAACAACAGGAACAGCUGGCGAGGUGCAUCAGCUCUUCUUCUGAGAGACGAUGGAGCAGCAAGGCUCACUGGCCUCAGGGCAGUGGCCUGCCACCCCUGCACUUGACCUUCCAAGAAGCCCAAAGUUCAACUCUCUUUUUUCUUUAAGUAGCCUGUCUUAACUGUGCUUGUUUCCUCCUUACCUUUGAAUCACUUGUCCAGUUUUAACAUUCUCAAGAGUCCCUUGAUCACACAAGAUAAAGGUUGCCUUCUGUUUUGUUUUGUUUUUAAGCAUCCUGUGCCCUGAGUUCUUUCAUGUAUCUAUGUAAAACAUUUAAUGAGACUUACUUUGAAUUAAUGAACGUAGACGUUUUGGGUCAGUUUCUGUGAGUUUUAUAAGUAUGAUUGAUCUUUGAAGAAAAGCAGAUGCGCUAGUAUGUUUGCCUUAAAUUUGUGGACUAAACCAACAUUGUGAAACGAAAUGCCCAGCGAUACCAGUGGCGUUUUAACUCCGUCUCCUUGUAUCGCUCUGGAAUUUGGGGUAGCGAUAAUAAAUCUACUCCAGUGUUAUGCUUUACAAUGCAGGGUUUUUGUUUUCCUCACCUGAUUUCUUUUGAAAUGGCCAAUUGAACCACGUUCACCGAAUGCUUUACCAUAGGGCGACCUGGUCUUCUGGGUGCACUAAACAGAAGGGGCAGCUGGACAGAGGCAGACAGUUGGCAUUCCCUAAAUGCAGGAGCAUCAUGGUUCACUGGUUCCCGUCCCCAGCUAGCAGAAACAGCUCUGGAGCAUGGGGAGGGAAGUGGAUUCCCUGGGACUAAAGUUGGUAUGCAGCUGGGUUGCCGGGGGGCCAGUGGACCCGUGUCAGGCGUGCCCGGUCUUUUCCAUGGGGGCAGACGUGAGCCUCGUUCCCAGCAUAAAGUUAGGGCAAAUGGACUUACUGUCUUUUCUCAAGUCCUCCCCUAUUUGGGAAGCCACGAGGAUUUGAGCUGGUCACCCCUGGAACAGAUUCCUAGUUUGUUUACAAUUUUCCAAGCCGUCCCGAAGGUUGCAGGUCCCCUCGCAGGCAGUUGCCCUGACCCCCACCCACCCAACCAGCCUUUCUUGAUGCAUGUUCUCUCGCCUCGUGUGCUGGUCCGUGUCCUCUCCCUCUCCGACUGAUACUUCCCCGUCCUGUUCAGAGUUGGUUUCCUGUUGUUGGCCGAGAGAUCCUUUCCGUCCUUCCUGUUUGUGACCUUCGAUGGUAGAAAUACACCCACGCGAUGGCCGCCGUGGGUGAGUGCAAGCCCAGGAGCCCCUGCUUCUGGACUUGGUCCGGCCCUCCCUCCCCAGCUGCCCUUGUGGCCACAGUCCGGUUUGAUUUCUGCCUCCGUUCUCUGCUAUAAAGGACAUGUUGACCUACCUCACAGGGGUGUUGUGAGGGUUAAUAAAUGAUGGUUCCAUGC
Molecule: messenger RNA, 2756 nt
Organism: Chionomys nivalis (European snow vole)
Lineage: Eukaryota; Metazoa; Chordata; Mammalia; Rodentia; Cricetidae
Gene: Snx6
Product: sorting nexin 6
Exons: 14
Coding region: 30-1250 (406 amino acids)
Biological process (GO): intracellular protein transport
Cellular component (GO): endosome
Molecular function (GO): dynactin binding; phosphatidylinositol binding
Source: RefSeq, a predicted model, not a curated record